This is a messenger RNA of Brassica napus (rape), 775 nucleotides long. RefSeq names its product protein RALF-like 1. Bases 207 to 572 code for a protein of 121 amino acids. The transcript has a single exon. Lineage: Eukaryota; Viridiplantae; Streptophyta; Magnoliopsida; Brassicales; Brassicaceae. The record is from RefSeq and is a predicted model, not a curated record.
CUCUAACAAAUAUUCAACCACUCCCAACAAUUCUCCAUUAAUAAAACAUUCAGCUUGCAUAAAUCUUUUCUAAAAUUUUCAUUUUCAAACCAGAAAAAUUGUUACAAAAACUUAGUCCACACUCCCCAUGUCUAUAUAAACAUUAACUCAAGCAAACAAUAAUAACACAAAAUAUACCUAGCGAAAGAAAAAAAAAGACUAACAAAAUGGCCAAGUCUUUUGCUCUGUUUCCAACCCUUAUGAUACUCGGCUUCUUCAUAAUCUCUUCGCCUCUGGUCCAAGCCGGCUUCACCAAUGACCUCGACGGUCUGGAAUGGGCCACGACCGGUGUCCAUGACUCCUCAAGCUGCCACGGUUCAAUAGCAGACUGUAUCGGAGCAGAGGAAGAGGAAAUGGACUCAGAGAUCAGCAGAAGAAUAUUGGCGACAACAAAGUACAUAAGCUAUCAAUCUUUGAAGAGGAACAGUGUGCCAUGUUCGAGAAGAGGCGCGUCUUAUUACAACUGUCAGAACGGAGCUCAGGCUAAUCCUUAUAGUCGUGGUUGCAGCUCAAUUGCUCGUUGCAGGAGUUAGGUCCACAAAGAAGCUCUCCUCUCUUCUUUAUGCUUUCUUAUAGUUAUACGGUCCUCAUAAGUUGGAUUUGGAUGUGAAUAACCUUUGUUUGUUCUAUGAUCCAUGCAUGAACUGAUUAGUUUUCUUUAAAGCUUUGAAUAUUUCAUGUGUACUCUUUCUCUCUCUCCUGCACAAUAAUACUAAAAAGGCUUAUGUUUGAUCAA